AAUAACACGCUAGUUUAUAAAUUAAAAAGGAAGAAAAUUAAAAUAAAACAAAUAUCAGAAAAGAUUUAAUAUUAAAAAAUUUGCUGUUUAAAAAUAUUUUAUAUAAUAAUUUAAAGAAAAGUGAAAAUUUAAUGAAAUUCUAAAAUUAGUUUUACUUAAAAAUAUAUAAGAAAAAGGUUCACAAAUACUACUUUAAUAUGUCGUUAUCAAAAAUUGACGUUAUUGCUGCAAAUAUCAAUAAUAAUAAUAAUCAUCAUCAUCACCAAACAAAAGAAAUCGUAGAAGAACAGGAAAAAUAUUUACGAGAAGCAACACAAUAUUUUCGUGGAAUAGAAAAACCUUUGAAAUUGGGACCAAUAGUUAAUACAUUGCAAGAAUUAAUCGAUGCUCUUUAUGUAGAGUUUGAAUCAAAUUAUGUUAAUAUUGAAAUGGUAAAUCAUUUAAUGUUAUCAUAUAAAUCAAACCCAAAAGAAUGGCAAAAAUUUGCAAAAUGGGAUCGUUACAAGUACACUAGAAAUUUAGUUGAUGCUGGCAAUGGAAAAUUCAAUUUAAUGAUUCUUUGUUGGAAUGAAGGCCAAGCAUCGGCAAUACAUGACCAUGCCGAUUCGCAUUGUUUCAUGAAAAUGUUGCAAGGAGAACUUUGUGAGAUUCGUUACGAUUGGCCUACUUCGAAAGAAAUAUUAAUAGAUAAUAAUGCUUGUAUUGGGUUUGCUGAUGAAACAGAAAUGGAUGGCGCAAACGAACUUAAAGAAAUUGGAAGAGCUACAAUGGGAUUAAAUGAUGUUCGAUAUAUAAAUGAUAAUUUGGGUUUACAUAGGGUGGAAAAUUUAAGCCAUACUGAUGGUGCUAUUUCGUUACACCUUUAUUGUCCACCAUUUAAUUCUUGCUCAGUUUUUCAAAAAAAUUCAGGAAAAAGGAUGAAAUGCCCAGUAACAUUUUGGAGUAAAUAUGGCGUUCGUCAAGAUAAAUCAACAGCCUAACUUAUUAGGGAUAAGCUUUCUAAUUUUAUAUUUAAUGGUGUACACACUAUGACAUCUUACUUUUAAUUCUAUCAAUAAAUUUAAGAAAUGAAUUCAUAUUUUCUGUUAUAGUUAUAAUAAAAUAUUUAUGUUUAAUAGAAUAUUAAGCUAAAAGAUUUUAUUGUUUUAAAUAAAAGACAGUUUCUUUUAAUAA
Condylostylus longicornis is the source of this 1173-nucleotide messenger RNA. RefSeq names its product cysteine dioxygenase type 1. The record is from RefSeq and is a predicted model, not a curated record. Gene Ontology annotation, molecular function: ferrous iron binding; cysteine dioxygenase activity. The coding region runs from base 198 to 980 and encodes 260 amino acids. Gene Ontology annotation, biological process: L-cysteine catabolic process. NCBI's taxonomy places the organism in Eukaryota, Metazoa, Arthropoda, Insecta, Diptera, Dolichopodidae. The transcript is spliced from 5 exons.